Molecule: messenger RNA, 969 nt
Organism: Vanrija pseudolonga
Lineage: Eukaryota; Fungi; Basidiomycota; Tremellomycetes; Trichosporonales; Trichosporonaceae
Exons: 3
Coding region: 1-969 (322 amino acids)
Source: RefSeq, a predicted model, not a curated record
AUGUCCAACUACAAAGACCCCUACCAGAACGGCGGGUCAGAGUACCUGGCGCCCACCAACAUGCCGCCUGGCGCGGCGCCCGCCCAUCACCAGCAGCAGCAGCAGCACGGGUACGACGGCUCGGCGCACCCUGACGCGGGGUACGAGUACAGCGCGCAGUACAACUCGUACACGUCGACCACGCCGAGCAGCUACGAGAAGAACAAUGAGAGCAAGCCCGACCUGGACGGCGUGCACGCGCUCGGCGAGCUCGGGCCAGGCGAGCGUGAGCGCCCCGGUCGUAUGGGCCUCGGACAGCCCACCUCGAGCUUUGCCGCCAUGGGCCCGCCGCCGCGCUCGACGGGCAUCCUCCGCAUGUGGCGCAAGGACGAGCGCGGCAAGCAGUGGACUAGGGGUGGUGGCGUUCGCAGCACUGGCCGUCUCAUCUUCUGCUGCAUCGUCGUCGCAGUGCUCAUCAUUAUCAGCAUUGUGCUGACCAUCCUUCUCUACAUCCGUCCCCCGUCGGUCGUCGUGCAGAACUUCCAGGUCGACACCAACAAGGUGUCGGUCAAGCAGGGCCAGUUCCAGGCCAACAUCACGCUCUUGGUGACGGUCAACAACCCCAACUGGUUCAACGCCGACUUCAAGGAGAUCAACGUCGACAUCCGCUACCCCGGCGUGCCGAACGGCCAGUUCGGCUCUGGUGCAGUCUCCAAGACCAACUUCCGCGGCUACACGCAAUCGACGUUCCCCUUCCCGCUCCAGAUCAACUACUCGCUCGCUCAGGACCCGAACCAGCUCAUUAUCAACGACCUGAACGCAAAGUGUGGCACCACGCAGGGCAGCAUCACGAUCGACUACACGAUCCGCCUGUGGCUCAAGAUCCUAGGCGUCAGCAUCAAACCCAACGUCGGGUCGUCACAGACCAUCACCUGUCCCCUCACAGGCUCCGAUAUCCAGCAGGUCCUCAGCAAGGGCGGUGGUAUCUAA